Galendromus occidentalis (western predatory mite) is the source of this 828-nucleotide messenger RNA. The record is from the annotation of a RefSeq genome assembly. Lineage: Eukaryota; Metazoa; Arthropoda; Arachnida; Mesostigmata; Phytoseiidae.
AUGUCAAAUUACUAUAAUAAUAAAACUUUUUUAAAAAAAUGAAAACAUAUAUUUCACAUUGUUGACUUAAGGCCCUGGCCAUUAAUUACUUCGUUGAGAUUAAUAAACUUAAUAACUCAAUCCAUUAUUCUAAUAAAAAAUAGAACCUCUAGCAAUAUAAAAAUAAUUUUUAUUUUGUUAGCCCUACUAAUUAUUUGUAUGUUCAAUUGAUGACGAGACAUUUGUCGAGAAGGAUCUUUCCAAGGGUGUCACACUCAAAAGGUGGUCACAGGAUUAAAAUUUAGGAUAUUAUUAUUUAUUUUAAGAGAAAUUAUAUUUUUUUUUAGUUUCUUCUGAGGAUUUUUUCAUUUUAGCCUCUCUCCAGAAAUUGAAAUUGGAAGAACCUGGCCUCCUUACCAAAUUUACAUAUUUAAUCCCUAUCAAAUCCCUCUUCUAAAUACUUUAAUUCUUCUCUCCUCAGGUAUUACAGUAACUUGAUGCCAUCACUCAGUCUUAAAUAGAAAUUAUAAUAAUAGGAUAUUUAGACUUUGAUUAACCUUAACCCUGGGCGUCUUAUUUAGGUUACUUCAGGUUUACGAAUAUAGAGAAGCAAAAUUCUCUAUAAACGACAGAGUUUACGGCUCUACCUUCUUUAUAACAACAGGAUUCCACGGACUUCAUGUCACAAUUGGAACUCUUUUUUUAUUUGUGAUAUUAAUACGACUAAAUAAAAUAGAAAUAAAUAACAAACACCACUUUGGCUUAGAGGCUGCUAUUUGAUAUUGACAUUUUGUUGAUGUUGUUUGACUUUAUUUAUAUACUUUUAUAUAUUGAUGAUUUUUUAAUUAA